Molecule: messenger RNA, 1679 nt
Organism: Ceratina calcarata
Lineage: Eukaryota; Metazoa; Arthropoda; Insecta; Hymenoptera; Apidae
Exons: 8
Coding region: 714-1679 (321 amino acids)
Source: RefSeq, a predicted model, not a curated record
ACCCGCUUCAGUUCAAUCUUAUCGCGCGGUCCGCUAACAUCUCCCGUGUGAAGUGCAUGUACCGGUUACCUGAGAUUUAACGACGUUCCACGUCGAACGAAAUCUCGAUAGUGCGUGAAGUUGCGACAUCAGGCGGAGGAACGAAAAAUUCUGAUUCGAGUCCAAGGGAACUCGAUCGCUCCGUACGACUUUCGAAACACUAAAAAGUCUUAGAUGUAUCAGAGAGGAAGACAUAAAAAAAAUAUUCAUAAACCUCUGUGAGAUCAUUGAGAAAUCUCAGUUUAGCAAUGGACUUUUAAAAUGUUUACAAACGAAGUUCAUUCGCAAAGAAUAAAAAAAGAUAUGCAGUUUUACAAUCAAAUCGACUAUAACAAAUAUCGUCCGAAUUCCAUCGAGAAAUCGUUAUCGACUGUAUCAGAUAAACGCUGAGCGUAUCGGUAAGCUCAGUUAACAAGAAUCAGUCAUCGGAGUGGCAGUCUCUGAAGACAGUCAGACAAUAGAUUUUUAAAGUUCUUUAGAAAAGUUCGCUUGAAAUAAAAACGAUACGAAGUGACACGUUCAACGUUAAUGGUUUCAUCCCCUACAGACCAGAAACCAAUGGUCUCGGGAAGUGACAGCUCGCACGAAACAGUUGAGUGCACUUAUCACCAAUUGAAUUACUUAUAAACACAGACAGAUAAAAAUUCAUCGAUUCAGUUUGUGAGGACUGUCCAAUGAUUAUUGACAAAAUGUUGGUGUCGCCUAGCAUGAGUUGUGGCCUAGUGGUGGCCGGUGUCGCUUCCGGAAUUUGUUUUCUUAUCUACAUGAAUAUUAAAGGAAAAUCUGGUGAAUCGAGACAAGGCGAUAAGGAAAUACCUGUGGACGACAAUCGUUGCUCCUGCUGCCUUAGGCCGUUCUUCCUCAGCCACGGUGUCCGUUGCAAGGAUUGCGGUGCAAAAUCCUGCAGGAAAGGCUGCUCCCGCUGGGAUCCGUCUGAUAACGCCUGGCAGUGUCUAUUUUGCCGUCAACAAAGGUUCUCAUUGCCACACACGUAUUGGUUAGCAAAAACCGAGUCGGAGGUGCUUGGCGGACCGAUCGACGAGAAGGAACUACAUCGAUACAUCAAUACGGGAAAAGCACGAGUUUAUGUGGGAGGAGUGGAAAAUGCAACUACCAGCAGCUCGGGCCAGGGUUUGGCCGCGGAGAAAGAAGAGACGAAUUCGAUGGAAGCCGUACGCGAUUUCGUUGAGAGAAUAGUCGACGGUCUGAUCGGAAACGCGAACGACGCAUCGAUCGAUCGAUCGUACGAUCAGCCAGCAUAUGACACGGUUAUGGGAAAACACGUUGCACUCUUAGUGGAGGCACUCACACGUUUGGUUAUGGUCCUACACGAUUCCUUAAAAAACAAGCCCGGCACGGACGCGCCCACGAUGGCGCACACGACCCUGCGUGAGGUCGUCGAGCGGGUCGUCGAGGAAGCCAAGAAGUUACCGAGCUUCGCUGGUUCCGGCGGGACUGGGAAAGUCCACGAACCGAGGAACAUCGCGGAGCACAACUACGAGGACAUACUCGCCACCGCGAUACUUAAUAAGGUCAUCGAGAAAUUCCAGAAGGAACAGGUGGACGGCAAUAGCAACGUGCUUCCCGGGAAACCAGCGUCCGCGACGAAAUACCCACUGAGUACCUUGACCAACUUUUAA